AUUCAGGAUGUUUGUUAUAGUCAUCAAUGGAAUGAACAUUGUUCAGUGAUAAUGAAUGACGAAAAUAUUGAAUGAAAUGACAUUCUAGGAUCUUAGAGAUCACGUGGAUCACGUUGUUUGGAAAACAGUACCCAACUCUGGACAAUAUACAGUGUACUUAAACGAAGGACUGUCCUGAGGCAGUUCGUGUCACAUACGCUUAGCAUGCUUGCAUGUUACAUAGUAAUUAACUGAAUAAUAAUAUCUAGUCGAUAAUACGUUUGGAUGCAUUUACACGUUUAUACUAUUUGUACUUGGAGGGAAACUGGAAUGGAAAUAUGUUAAUCAUGGAAUCACACAAGCAAGUCUUCAAUUUCGAUAUUCUGCCCACAUACACAAGGAAACAUACUGCAUCUGUUCCGUUUAGAGUAGCAUCUCCAGUCGGCCUAUACCAAAUGUAUUUUAUCCUAGUCCUUUCUUUGGCAUAUUGUUUUGCACCGUAAGACACCAAGUGUGUAUUCCUCAUUGUUCCCACAUGCUUGCGAGUUCCUUUCAUUUAGAGAGGAUCCAGAUUCAUGGACACGCUCUACGAGGAUAUUUUUUCACGUUUCAACUCAUAGUCACUCUCUUUCUGUAUUUGUCUCUUUCUCUGUCAGUCUCUUUCCCUUUAUUUGUUAUUUUCGUUCUUUAAUUUUUGUUCUUCUUUCCCGAAUCUAUCCCUUCCCACGACUUGUUUAGGCUACAUUGUCGGACGAGGCCAAGGAAGUGUACAACAGCCUUGUGGAGACGCCCAGCAUAGAGACCUCGCCGGACACGAACCCUCUGCGCAUGUUGCGCUCUGGAUUGCCAGUUGUUAGGCCUAGGAUUCGUGGGAACAAGCACGCCACGCUAGGCUAUCCGGUGUCCCAUCAGGAUGACUUGGCUACCGACCAUUUCCACUUCGACGCCUAUCAUAGCGGUUCCAAAACACUGCCAAAAAUCAGGGCACCGCCACCACCACACGCGCCGCCGCCCCUACCUCAAUCGCGCCAUUUAGAAAGACAUCACUCAGCCCAGGAAAUAGAAAACAACCAAAACCAGAGUAACGUGGACGAGAAUCCUAUACCGUUACCACCUAGAGACAGGUCCAAGACGCUGCAACCAAAAUCUAGUUUACCUAGGCAUCAGAGGAAACAUCCUCUAAUUAUACCAGGUGGUGGUGUAACCAGAACUUUGGCCAAGAUGGCAGUCACCACGCCGCCCAUCGAGGACCAGGUGGAUGGAAGUUUGCAGAGUACGAGUUCUUCCAUAGCCAGCAGCUCAUUACAAGAGGGCUAUUCGUCAGAGAAUUCAGCUAAUAGUCCAGAAGAAUUCGAACAACGUAUAGACUCCGAAUUAGCUGCAUUGGAUUCGUUGCCAGCAGAUGAAAAUAGAUUACACCGUUUCAGUGUCAUCUCUGAGGAUCUGCUCGAGUUCUCCGAUAACCUGAUCGAUUGUGAUACCCCAGACUAUCGACAGAACAUGCAGGAAAACAGCGACAUACAAUCGACUGACUCUUCCACUGAACGACUCCAGAGAAAGGUUAGCAUCGAAUCAAAAACUUCAGUCAGAAGUUCUACUUCGAAGUACGUUCAAGAAAACGAGGCAGGUGAAGCAAGUAGAAAUUCCACUCCAUCAGAUUUAAACAAAUCCGAAGAUUCAAUGGUCUCUGGGAAAGGUGACCUUCUCACCUCUAACAAACUCCAAACAUCCAAAAGGACGCCAUUAGUUCAGAGGCCCUCAAAUUAUAUGAUGCAGUUCGAUUAUGGGGAAUAUUCAGAAAAUAAUUCACAAUCACGGUGUAAUAUGGGCAAACUACAAUCAGAGAUGUCGAAAGAACCUUCUAUUACUGAUUCGAAUGAUAGCUUUCAUUCUGCGGGCCUAACAGGUACUUACAAUAGGUUAUCUAACGAGAAGCUGCCAGGACAUACGAGUGAUCUGUCGCGACAGUCCGAUCAUGUUUCAUGCGAAGAUCUAUUGGAAUUCGCCUGUGACGGCCCAAACGCGAGGAGAACCCGUGGACCUCGAAACGGAGAACAGUCUGACGAGGUUAGGAUCAUGAUGAAGGUGCUGCAUGAACAGUCCACUCCAGAAUCAUGCAUAGCCGCGUUAAACGUUACUGAUUGGGAUGUGCUAGCAGCAAUUAAACUGGAACGUCUUCAGGGGUUGCUGAAAAAGGAGAACAACUUUGUUGGGCUGGAGGAUUGCAAGGUUAUGUUAAAUCAAUGUGGUGGUGAUGUCGUGAAGGCAGCCGCGUUAUUGAGAAGCACCGAUGACACUGCUGCGGUUUAGUCGAUAUUUUUCUGAUAAUUGGAAGGUUUAUUUGAGAUUAAUGAUAAUCUGACAUGUAAGCGUUUUUGUGGAACACGCUUGAUGGGGUUAGAUUAGGGUAGCAUUUUCAAAGUUAAAAUGUUUUUCCGUUUUAUACCCGCGCGAAUUCAUGCGACGUUUAUUUAUUAUUUUAGAGUUAGUUAGAGUGAGAUUAUAGUUUUCGAAUAUAUCGUUGUGUGUUGCCUGGGACAAGAUAGGCAUUUUGAUAGAGCUUUUGCAGAGGAAUGGCAUACAAUUGUCCACCAGAAAUGAAGUCAGCUAGUUAUUUUUACCUUCAUGCGUAUUAGAAAGAAUGUUCAAAAUAAAGCAAAUUGUAAUUAUUUUUUCUGGUAACUUAAUAUCAUACAGGGUGAGUUGUUAUAGGUUAGGAUAUUAAAUCUAGAGAACUGUCCAUUUGAAUACUUAUUAAAAUUCUACUCUAAAUAAUUAUAUUUGCUUUGGACAUUAUAGUAUCUUCCAAAUUAAGUAUUUUUUUUCUGGUGGGUUAAUCUGUACGGAGUAAUAACUUUUUCUAUUUAAUUCGUUAGCGAGAGAGAGAUAAAUAGCGUUUCUUCCUCUUCUUCGUCUAAUAUGAACGUAAUGUGAUAAUUUGCACAAUAAACGUGUCGCUCUGAUCAGGUUUUUGUGAUCGGACAAAUCGUACGUAAUAGAAGCAUAACUGAAUACAUAUAUGAGUGCAUAUGCAAUUUUGCGUCUUCAGUUAAGCAAAUGUUAAGAGAAAGUAUUACGAAACUUAUGACUAAGCAGUAAAUUAAUCCUUAUACCACGUGUUGCGCCGAUUAAAAAUUCUAUAAAUUAUCUUAUCUUUCGUUAGUUAUAUCUUUUCUGUUAUUUAAAAAGAUUACGUAUAAAGAAUCGCAUAUUUUAUACAGAAUAAUCAUUUGGUCAUCAUUAAAUGUCAUCUUGCGAGACCUAACCUACAAAUCAAACAAUUCAUUAAUUUUUUUCAUUACUUUUCAAUCUUCAAAACAUAAGAAGAUAUAAAAAGGGGAAAAAGAUGUUUUACUGCUAGAAACGAUAUUCGAUUCCAAAGAUAAUAUUUGCACGGUAUUAUUAUUUGGGUAUCAUGCGCACCAUAGAUUAGUGUUCGAUCGUAUUCAUCGUACAUCGAGUUUUUGUAACCGAGUCACCCCGAAUGAAAAGAGACCCACGUUUUUAUGAUGGUGAUUAGCAAACUAUUUUAUUCUGUAUUAAGCGCGAGUUUGUAUCCGAUAAGUGAUAGAUGUUAAAACACGUCGUAUGUGCGUAAUUAACGCUGAAAAUCAGCACAAAUGGGAGAGAGAAUGAGAGUGAAAGAGACAUGAGAGAGAACUGCUUGUUAUGAUAUUUUUAUUAUGAUUCAAUGUCCAAAAUCCUGGGUUGAGAAUUUUCUUUGCAGAACAUUUUGUAGCUCGUACAGGGGAGGGGGGAAUUUUUAUAUUUUGACCCGGUAGUAGGGUACGAUAAGCACCAAAUAUUAUGUAUGGAAUCUUUGUGUUCAGUAAGAUUGAUUUUUAUAUUUUGCUAAGCAAAGCUUUCGCGUUAACCUUGUUAAGUUAUAAGAGAUAUGUAAUUCGAUUCGACUGGGGGAAGGGGGGCAUAAAAGAGGAAAUUGUUAAUAAGCGUGCAUAAAAAACGAAUAAAAUUCAUGACACGUUUGAUUAACAAUCUCAUCGGCGGAGAUUUUUCUAUUACAGUUUUGGACUCAUUAAGUGUCUCAGGUAAAACAAAUUUCGUUUUUCUCUUGUGUAGUAUCUCCAAGAUCGUACAAAUCGUAGUUUCAAUUUCUAUAGUGGUCUCUAGCUAAACUUUGGAUUGCACGAUCUUCGAGAUACAGGGUAUGUUUGAAAAUAUUCAGCAAUUUGAUAAGUCGAACAACAUAUCCGGAAUAGAACUCGUUUGAAUUAGAGCAAAAUUGCAUACUGUUUGAUUGACAGAUAUUUUUCCAUCUUUUUUGUACGAGAGCCUUUUCUACAGACACUUCCUUUAGUCAAUCUUGCUAUAAUUGAAAUGAGUUCGAGGAACAAAUUUGCUCAUUGUAAUUUCGCUGACUAGUACCAUACGCGUCUGUAAUGUUUUAUUACGAGAAGAAUGUUAAACAAAAAAAAAAAAAAAAGAAAAAAUGAAGGGACAAUGUUAGAAUUGGUUACGAGCGAUUGGAAAUCCUUGCCGACCGUGCUUUGGUAUCCCUCAACGAAGCCAAAUAGGAGCUUACGGAAAUCGCCUAAGUAAUGUUACUUAGCCUCUUUUUGUAUUAAUAUUGAACAAUAAGGUUUUCGGUUCCUGAAUAAAAAUACACGUGUCGUGUAUUUUUUUAUGCUGAAUCCGUAUUAUAUCCAUCGUGUGUUGGCUUCAAGACAUGAAUGUGCUAGAGGACUGAGAAAAUCAAAGUAUCAGGGCAUUAAGAUUGCAAAGCUAGUAGAAAAUAAAGCUACACUGUUCAAGAUGGUCAGAAAAUUCUUAAACUACAGAUCAGUAUAAGCUAUUAAAACCUACAAUAGUGUAUUACCUUAAAUAAGUUAGUUGACCUGUGUGGUAUUGGAAGUUGAUUAAUAAGUGAUCUUCCAUUUAUGUUAUUUAAUUAAACUCCCUAAAUAAAAAUAACUAGUAGUCAAGACAGAAAUUCCCCUGAUUAUCUUGAAUAAGUUAACCAAGAAACAAGAGGAAGGAAGGUCCCUUCGUUUCUUGAGCUUCACGUGAUGGAGGCGAAGAUCUAGAAACAGAUAAAGUUCAGUAUAAAAAAAUCAAUUAUUUUUGCGCAGGAACCAGAAUAUGGGGAUAACUGUUGGGUUGGCAACUAAAUGAUUGCGGAUUUUGUCAUUACCAUCUAAUGACAAAAUCCGCAAUCAUUUAGUUGCCAAUCCAAUAGAAUCAAUCAAUUAAUAAAAGGUAAUGCAUCUGUAUCAGUUUUAUCUGAGCCAGCGUACUUACUCGAUUCUCAGUGUGAGAGACGCGUGGUACUUUAACGCGUUGACUGACACGGGGAUCAUCAGUAACACACGUUACUAAAUUUUUUAGAGCGAUUGAGAUAAAAUAAAUUUUAUGGAUCGACACAUUUUCAACAUUGUGAAUGAUUCAAAUAACAUUGUCAGAAGAAGAGUGCACAAAUGCAAUAUAAUAUUUUGCAAAAAUUCAAUGUUAUGGUGUAGUAUGCUGCAAUUUACUAUUACUCUCAGGACAGAAUAUAGGAAAUUCACGUAGCAGUCAACGUAUUAAGGAUUACCGACAGCAGAGCUUUUGUAGGAUCUUCUCGAAUUAAGUGCACGAACGUUUUACGUAAGAUCGUUUGCAGCCGAUAAGAUCUCUACGCGCUAACGAGCACGUUUCCUUUGUGCGGAUGAAUCCGGCGACCUCGGGGAUAGUAAUCAAAAAAUAAAACCCGCCAAAUCUCACGAGGGGAGAAUCGACGCCUCUUGCGGCAAUAGGAGUAAGUUGAUCCUAAUAAUCCGUUUUUUUAUACACGAUCUUACUACGAUAAGGUAACAUACGUUUGUACGUCUCUGUAUGGAUUAUUAUCGCGCGGAAACACGAGGAUGUUUUAUAUCGACUGUAUUUGCGAUAAUAUAUACACAUUCAUAAAUGAAAA
This is a messenger RNA of Bombus terrestris (buff-tailed bumblebee), 5893 nucleotides long. RefSeq names its product activated Cdc42 kinase-like. The coding region runs from base 808 to 2289 and encodes 493 amino acids. Lineage: Eukaryota; Metazoa; Arthropoda; Insecta; Hymenoptera; Apidae. The record is from RefSeq and is a predicted model, not a curated record. The transcript has 2 exons.